Saccostrea echinata is the source of this 889-nucleotide messenger RNA. RefSeq names its product costars family protein v1g158749-like. The record is from RefSeq and is a predicted model, not a curated record. Lineage: Eukaryota; Metazoa; Mollusca; Bivalvia; Ostreida; Ostreidae. Gene Ontology annotation, biological process: regulation of actin filament-based process. Bases 145 to 396 code for a protein of 83 amino acids. The transcript is spliced from 3 exons.
GACGACGUGCUCCCGUAUUUGCUGCUGAAUAAGGUGAUCCGGUAUUGCAUCAAUCAGGUCAUAAAUAGCAUAGAUAGACGGAUGAACACUCUCAAACCUCUGUAUUUCCUGUCGGAUGGCCAGCGAGUUACUUAGCUGGUCAGUAUGAAUGUUGAUCAUGAAGUCAAAUUACUUAUAGAGGAAAUAAAGCGUCUUGGCACACCCAAUUCAGAUGGAGAUGUGUGUGUGACAUUUGGAACCAUGUUUAACGAUGACAGAUGUGCCAAUAUAUUUGAGGCCUUGGUAGGAACACUCCGUGCUGCAAAAAGGAAGAAGGUUGUAACCUAUGAUGGGGAGCUUCUACUGCAAGGGGUCCACGACAAUGUGUCCAUAAAACUUCUCAAAGACUCCGUAUGAUACUCAUUUCUAGCUUUAAUUCAAGGGACACAAAUAGUUUGAUAGUGCUUUCUAAUUUUUGAAUUUUUUUCAACUCUUAAAGUGCAAUAUAUUUUUGGUAUACGUGUACAAUUAAUAUUUGUAUUAAUAUCAACUUUUUAAAAGUAUUUACUCUGUCAUGCAAAGAGCAAGAUUAAAAUGACCUCAGUUGUAUACAUUAUGUAAUGUGAUAACUUACACAUGUAUUUUUCUAUGAUGCAUUUCUGAAAGAUAUAGCAAAGAAGCUGCAUUUCUGGAUUUUUUUUUUAAUACUUAAUUUUGUGCUUAAGAACUACAAGUGAUAUAAUAAUGCAAAAAAUGAUCACUACUUGUAUUAUUGAUUAAUACUUUUCUAUUUUAUUUCUAAUUACCAAAAUAAAAUAAUGAUAUAAAAAUGUUUGUCUUGUACAUGGAACAUUCAUUGUAAUGUAAAAUGCCUCAUACACAUAGAAGGCCAGAUAAAUUUUUUACCAGU